AUGCCCGUGUCCAUAUCCCCAGCCCAGCCCAAAGAUGCAGUCGACAUCGCCGCCCUACAUGUCCAAGCGUUCAGCUCCAACGCCCUCAUGCGAGCCAUCUACCCCACCCCUGCUAUAUGGGCAGCACUUCAGGGCUGCGUCGAAGAAAAAAUCUUAGCUGACAUGAAGGAGCCCAAAAUUACAGUCCUAGUCGCCAAACACACGGACGAGGCUGAAGUGAGGGAAGAGCAAGGUAAGACUGUAGGCUAUGCCGUGUGGUGCCAUCCGAUCAAGGCCGAAGAGCAGGACUGGAAACUACCAACUUGGAAGUUGCCGGAGGGCACUGAUUGGAAUGUGUUGAAGCCUUGGUUAGCGGCCGCUGGAAAGACUGUGGAGGAAGUCAUUGGGCAUACGCCGCAUUAUGGUACCUUGCUACUGCGUUGGGGCAUGGACUUGUGCGAGAAGGAAGGGGUGCCUGUGUACUUGGACAGUACCGUUGAAGCUGCGCAGACGUUUUAUCAGAAAGCGGGCUUCAUAGAGAGGGGUAGAAUCAGGUUGGUAGUUAAUGGGGACAUGUACGAGGAGGUCGCUUUUGUGUACGAGCCCAAGCGAUAG
Messenger RNA from Alternaria triticimaculans, 594 nucleotides. RefSeq lists its product as uncharacterized. The record is from RefSeq and is a predicted model, not a curated record. NCBI's taxonomy places the organism in Eukaryota, Fungi, Ascomycota, Dothideomycetes, Pleosporales, Pleosporaceae. Bases 1 to 594 code for a protein of 197 amino acids. The transcript is spliced from 2 exons.